Messenger RNA from Ipomoea triloba (trilobed morning glory), 1595 nucleotides. Its product is annotated as hydroxymethylglutaryl-CoA lyase, mitochondrial. Bases 135 to 1343 code for a protein of 402 amino acids. The transcript is spliced from 9 exons. Gene Ontology annotation, molecular function: hydroxymethylglutaryl-CoA lyase activity. Gene Ontology annotation, cellular component: mitochondrion. NCBI's taxonomy places the organism in Eukaryota, Viridiplantae, Streptophyta, Magnoliopsida, Solanales, Convolvulaceae. Gene Ontology annotation, biological process: L-leucine catabolic process; ketone body biosynthetic process. The record is from RefSeq and is a predicted model, not a curated record.
CCACCCCCACCCCCGGGUAUUGCGUGUCAAAAUAAACGCGGGGUUGUGGUUUCCCAAUUUCAGUUUGACUACCUUUUAGCUUGGUUUCUCUCAACAGUUCAUCUCCCUGAAAUUCGGCUGCAUCGACUUCAACAAUGUCAAGCUUGGAGGAACCUCUUAGUCUUGACAGGUUGCCAAGGCUGAGCAAUAUUGAUCGGAUGGACGGUAGAUUCUCGUCCAAUGCGUGUAGGCCUGUGGGGGACGAUGGAAUGGGGGAGCGCUGGAUUGACGGGAGAAACUGCAGCUCAUCUAACAGCUGCGACGAAGAUUUUGAUGAAUAUGGCAGAGGGAGCUAUGGAUGGAAAAGACAAUUUAGGGAUAGGCCAUAUAAUGGUGUCUCAAACCGAAGGAGCUUUUCCGGGGGCUGGAGGAAUGUGUUAUUCAAUGGUGUACCAAAGUACGUGAAGAUUGUGGAAGUUGGACCGAGGGAUGGGUUACAGAACGAAAAGAAUAACGUUCCUACAUCUGUAAAGGUUGAAUUGAUUCGUAAAUUAGUUUCCUGUGGAUUGCCUGUGGUCGAAGUUACGGGCUUUGUUUCACCAAAAUGGGUCCCGCAGUUAUCGGAUGCAAAGGAUGUAAUGCAAGCAGUUAAGAACUUGGAAGGUGCAAGAUUGCCUGUAUUGACUCCUAAUCUAAAGGGCUUUGAAGCGGCUAUUGCAUCUGGAGCCAAAGAAGUAGCGGUUUUUGCGUCUGCUUCCGAGUCUUUCUCAAAGGCGAACAUUAACUGUAGCAUUGAGGAGAGUCUUGUUCGUUAUCGAGCUGUUACAUCUGCCGCUAAGAAGCUAUCCAUACCGGUUCGCGGGUACAUAUCCUGUGUUGUUGGCUGCCCAGUUGAAGGAGCAAUUUCGCCUUCAAAAGUUGCAUAUUUGGCCAAGGAACUUCAUGAUAUGGGUUGCUUCGAGAUCUCACUGGGGGACACUAUAGGAGUUGCUACGCCCGGCACCGUCAUUCCCAUGCUCGAAGCCGUGAUGGCGGUUGUUCCCGUUGAGAAGCUUGCCGUCCAUUUCCAUGACACUUACGGACAAUCUCUUCCAAAUAUCCUAGUUUCUCUCCAAAUGGGAGUUUGCACUGUCGACUCCUCGGUCUCCGGUUUAGGAGGCUGCCCUUAUGCCAAAGGAGCCACGGGGAAUGUCGCCACCGAGGAUGUGGUCUACAUGCUCAAUGGCCUCGGUGUGAAAACGAACGUCGACCUGGGAAAGCUGUUGCAGGCUGGUGAAUUUAUCAGCAAGCAUCUGGGACGCCAGUCGAGCUCCAAGGCCGCCAUUGCGUUGACCCGAGUUUCUGCAGAUGCUUCUAAAAUAUAACAAGAUUGUUUCUUGAUCGAUUAUUCCACGAGAUUUCAGUACUUGAAGACAGUUCAAGUCUUCCAUAACUAUAUAUAUAUAUAUAUGUUAGCAGUUUUAAUGUGUAGUGUUGUAUCGUGGAUACAACAUAUUUACGUACUUGUCGAUUGUUUAUUCAGACACCAUAGAUAUUGCAAUGGAAGAACCUUCCAUACUUUAUCAGAAAUUCAUGGUAAUUUGAGUUUCUAUAGAAAGAUAAAAUCUUGAAAACCA